CGCCCAGCCCCAGCCCCGACCUCCGCCACCGCCCAGCGCGGUUACACCGGCCGGGGGCACCGGGAGUGCCGGCAGCRACACAACUGCCCGGGGCGCCGGGAGUGCCGGGGUAACCGGAGCACCGGRGUACCGGGAGCACCGRGAGCACCGGAGUCCCGCUGACACCGGCAGUACCGGCGGUACCGGGGGUCUCGCGUCAUGAUCUGCGGCAGGAAGGCGCGUCCCGCCGCCGAGCAGCUCCGCGCCCCGUCGGACGGUGCCGGUGGMUCCCGCCGGCCCGGGAGAGCCCUGAAGAAAAUGGGUCUGACAGAGGAUGAGGAUGUCCAGCGGAUGCUCCGGGGGUCCCUGCUCUGGAAGGUCAAGGCCAAGGGGGGCUCCAGGGAGCGGCUGUUCCGCCUGCAGGAGGACGGGGUGACCGUGUGCUUCGAGGGACGCUUCGGGCGYGCCCGCUCCCCCCAGAGCUUCUCGGUGGCGCAGCUGGAGGCGGUGCGCGAGGGUCGCCAGUCGGAGGGGCUGCGCAAGCACGGGGCCGCGUUCCCCGAGCGCCACUGCUUCACGCUCGUCUUCAAGGGACGCCGCAAGAACCUGGACCUGGCGGCCCGCGGCGAGGAGGACGCCCGGCACUGGGUGCAGGGGCUCGCCAAGCUGAUGGGGCGGCUGCAGGCCAUGAGCCAGAUGGAGAAGCUCGACCACUGGAUCCACGGGGUCCUGCAGCGAGCUGACAGGAACAAGGACAACAAGAUGUCCUUCCGGGAGGUGAAGAGCAUGCUGAGGAUGCUCAACAUCGACAUGGACGAUGUCUACGCCUCCAAGCUCUUCAAGGAGUGUGACCACUCGGGCAACGAGCGGCUGGAGGGCUGGGAGCUGGAGGAGUUCUGCCGGCAGCUGCUGCGGCGGCCGGAGCUGGAGGAGCUCUUCGGGCGUUACUCGGGCGAGGAUCGGGUCCUGUCGGCCGAGGAGCUGCAGGAUUUCCUGCGGGAUCAGGGAGAGGAGUCCAGCCUGCGCCAGGCCCGCGCUGUCAUCCGCACCUAUGAGCUCAACGAGAAGGCCAAGCGGCAGGACCUGAUGAUGCUGGACGGCUUCACCAUGUACCUGCUGUCGGCYGCCGGGGACAUCCUCAACCAGGAGCACACCCGGGUGCACCAGGACAUGAGCCAGCCCCUGAGCCACUACUUCAUCUCCUCGUCCCACAACACCUACCUGACCCGCAACCAGAUCGGCGGCACCAGCAGCACCGAAGCCUAUGGCAGGGCGCUGAGGGCGGGGUGCCGCUGCGUGGAGCUGGACUGCUGGGAGGGCUCYGACGGGGAGCCUGUCGUCUACCACGGCCACACGCUCACCUCCAAAAUCCUCUUCCGCGACGUCAUCGAGAGCAUCCGCGACUCCGCCUUCGAGAAAUCUCCCUACCCCGUCAUCCUGUCCCUGGAGAACCACUGCGGGCUGGAGCAGCAGGCCACCAUGGCCCGGCACAUGAGGACCAUCCUGGGGGACAAGCUGCUGACACAGCCCCUGCAGGGGCACGACCCCCACCAUCUCCCCUCCCCSGAGCAGCUGAAGGAAAAGAUCCUGGUGAAAGGCAAAAAGCUGCCGGAGCUGUGGCAGGAGCCCCGGGGUGUCACCUGCGAGGAGGAGGAGGAGGAAGAGGAGGAAGAGGAAGAGGAAGAGGAGGAGAAGGUGCAGGAGAGAGGCCCUCGGCGGUCGCUGCAGUCGCUGCAGGAGAUCAAACCUCUGCAGGCCAAGGACGCGUCGCAAGUGUCCCCAGAGCUGUCGGCGCUGGUGGUGUACUGCCAGGCUGUCCCCUUCCCCGGGCUGGCACAGGCCCUGCGCCACCCCCAGCCCUGCCAGCUGUCCUCCUUCAGCGAGAGGAAGGCACGGAAACUCAUCAAGGAGGCGGUGGCUCUCAAUUUCCAGACGCCGGGGUACGAGAUGGACCUGAACGCCGGGCGCUUCCUGCCCAACGGGCGCUGUGGUUACGUCCUGAAGCCGCUGUGCCUGCGCAGCCCCACYGGGGAGGGGUCCCGGCGCCUGGCACUGCACAUCAGGGUGAUCACAGCACAGCAGCUGCCCAAGCUCAACAGGGACAAGGGCAGCUCCAUCGUGGAUCCCUUCGUGCGCGUGGAGAUCCACGGGGUCCCGGCCGACUGCGCCAAGCAGCAAACGCACCACAAACUCAACAACGGUUUCAACCCGCGCUGGGAGGAGACGCUGCGGUUCCAGGUGCGGGUGCCCGAGCUGGCCCUGGUGCGCUUCGUGGUGGAGGACUACGACAGCACCUCCUGCAACGACUUUGUGGGGCAGUUCACGCUGCCCCUGCCCAGCAUGCGCCAAGGGUACCGCCACAUCCACCUGCUCUCCAGGGACGGGGCGUCCCUGUCCCCCGCCACGCUCUUCGUGCACGUUCGAUGCAAGAGCCUGUGAGGUGCCUGUGGAGGGACAGCAGUGUCCCCGAGGUGCCUGUGGAGGGACAGCAGUGUCCCCGAGGUGUCCGUGGGAGGGACAUCAUGUCCCCGUGUGGGGGACAACGGGCUCCUCCAUGGAUGGGCACCCUCCUGCGCUGGAGACACCCCUGUGUGGAGGGGUCUGGGGACACUGCUCACCUGGCUGUGUGGACAGCAAGACUGAGAGACCCAAAAGGGUAGGACCCCCCUUCCCUGUCCCCCAGUGCCACCCCCUGUGCUGGUGCCCUGCUCCGCCCUCCUUGAGGGGACAAUGAGGCAGUGACAGCCAGGAUGGGUUGMCUGGGCCACCGACAGCCCAGCACAGCCCCACUGGGGUGGCACGGGUGACAGCAACCCCCAAAUGCCACCAGUCCUGGCCAUGCUUGAUCCCAGCCCUUGCCUUGGGGUGCAAGRACAGUGGCAUCACCACAGAGUCCCUGAGGGGACCCUGCCACCACACACACUCCAUUGUGCCCAGCAGGGGACACAUUGCCAACCUCUGCCCUGGCACCAGCGCCAGUCACAGAUCCACACCCCAGGGUCAAGCCAGUCGAAUAAAGGUUUUAUUUUAACAGA
Molecule: messenger RNA, 3014 nt
Organism: Malurus melanocephalus (red-backed fairy wren)
Lineage: Eukaryota; Metazoa; Chordata; Aves; Passeriformes; Maluridae
Gene: PLCD3
Product: phospholipase C delta 3
Exons: 15
Coding region: 199-2418 (739 amino acids)
Biological process (GO): lipid metabolic process; intracellular signal transduction
Molecular function (GO): phosphatidylinositol-4,5-bisphosphate phospholipase C activity; calcium ion binding
Source: RefSeq, a predicted model, not a curated record